CGCCGGAAACAAUUGCUGUAAGCGCUUAGAGGAGAGAGUGCUCAUGCUCAUGCUCAUGUAACACAAACAUGUCGAGAAAUGUGAAAAUAGCGUUAAUUUUCGGGGGUUUUGUGACGGCGGUGGCUGCUGCGUUUUAUCCCAUAUUUUACUAUCCACUCACACAUAAAGAGGAAUACAGAGAAGUCCAGAAGAAAAACCGUGCAGGAAUCAACCAGGCAGAUGUUCAACCUGUGGGUGUGCAGAUCUGGUCUGAUCCUUUCAAACCUGGGAGCAAAUGAAGAGCAGUGACAGGCUGACCUUUACUUAUUCUAGACACUGAUUCUGUUUAUGAAGAUUGCAUUCUUUCUUUGUGUGUGUCUGUGUGUGUUGGAAUGAUGUCCAGAAUGUUUAAAUGAACACUGAAUAAUUCUUUCUUAUUCUUAUUCAAUAAAUAAAAUGUUAAGCUCAAACAAA
Molecule: messenger RNA, 453 nt
Organism: Solea senegalensis (Senegalese sole)
Lineage: Eukaryota; Metazoa; Chordata; Actinopteri; Pleuronectiformes; Soleidae
Gene: smim20
Product: small integral membrane protein 20
Exons: 3
Coding region: 69-278 (69 amino acids)
Biological process (GO): mitochondrial respiratory chain complex IV assembly
Cellular component (GO): mitochondrial inner membrane
Source: RefSeq, a predicted model, not a curated record